Molecule: messenger RNA, 1323 nt
Organism: Lodderomyces theae
Lineage: Eukaryota; Fungi; Ascomycota; Pichiomycetes; Serinales; Debaryomycetaceae
Exons: 1
Coding region: 1-1323 (440 amino acids)
Source: RefSeq, a predicted model, not a curated record
AUGCCACCACAGACCAUUCCACCAUUCAGACUAUACGGAGGGGAUGACUAUCAAAUUGUUGGUGAUGCAUCCCGAUUCGAGCACAGCAAUGAGUAUAAACUACCACGAUUACGACGAUCUAGAAAUACAACACCCACCAAUUCUGAAUUCACCGAGGUUGACUCAUCGAUGGCAGUAUCAAGAGCAUCAUCCGCUAAGCUAACACUUGAUGGGAUUAUCCCGUUUUACGCAUCACAGGGAAGUGGUUACAAUAAUGAACUGGACUCAUACUAUAGAUCUUUACGACUGAACCAGUUUACUCAAGAUGAUAAUGACCCAAGUCUCGGCAAAACAGUGUCGGUACGACGACAACAGGUAUCUAUUGGGGUACAAGCACCACAGGACAAUUUACUGCUUCCCCCACUCGUUCCACCAAAGGAUACACUCACAAGAACCAAGUCCCAACGUGAGUUUAUUCCAUAUCCUCCAUCAAUACCUGACACUAGUAAUGCACCUCCGUACAGUAACAAUAUGCUACCCCCAUUACCUCAACCACUGGAGAAAUUAUAUGCCAAGGUUACGACACAGUUUGAUAACAGUGGAGACAUUGAUAGUGUAAUCUCACGACAAAAAGUUUUGGAACACGAUUUGAUCAAGCAAGUGAUGAAUCAGCCGUUGAUUUCAAUCAGAGCAGACAAAUUGGGGGAUCGGUACUAUGGAAGGAAGAUAAACAUUACGAUGAACUUGAUGUUGUACUUGUUUGAAAUCUGUUUGAGUAUAAUUGAAAUCGUUCUCGCAUCGGUGUUGCUUCAGUGUGAUACUGCAAUAAAUAUCCAUGUUUACCGGUACCUUAUAGCUGAUGGAACAAUUACAAUCAUUGUUGCAAUUUUGUUCUCACUACAUAUUGUCACUUAUGAGAAGCGGAAUGGUAGUUUUUACUGUACUGCAGCUGUUGUAUUCAAAUUGAUUUCAUUUAUCAUGAUAGUGUCGUACAUUCUACCCAAUAAUCAGUCUCAACCACAACACGUAUGGCAAGUCAGAAGAGCGUUGGGAGCAUUUAUCAUAAUUUCCACUUUUAUUUGGAUUUCCAAUUUGAUCAUGUUCUUAACUACACUUUACAUUUCCAGGUUAAAUUUGCUUGAAGAUUUGAAUUUUGAUUUCGAUAAAAGAGGAUUGAAUGAGGAGUUUAAUACGGGGCUCAACGUGGAGAGGGAGUGGGAUGUUGCUAAUGAAGAUUUGAUGAAGUUUUAUUUGAACGAGAAUGGUGAAAUGUAUGCAUUACAUAACGCAGAAGAAAUCGAAAAGUACAAGGAUAACAACAAGAUACUCGUUUACACGUUUUGA